GUCUGGGGGGUCGUGAGGGGCUUUGAGGGGUCUUGAAGGGCUUUGAUGGCCCGUGAGGAGCUGUGAGGUGUCGAGAAGGGGUUUGAAAGCUCGGAGGGGCUUUUAGGGGUCGUAAGGGGCUUUGAGUGAUCCUGAGUGGGGGUCUCGGGGACCGCCGCGAUGGUGGAGAAGGACGAGUCCAGCCCUGGCGGCAUCAGCGAGGAGGAGGCGGCUCAGUACGACCGGCAAAUCCGGCUCUGGGGGCUCGAGGCCCAGAAACGGUUACGGGCAUCGCGGGUGCUGCUGGUGGGGCUGCGUGGGCUGGGGGCCGAGGUGGCCAAAAAUCUCAUCCUGGCCGGGGUCAGGGGUCUCACCCUGCUGGACCACCAACAGGUGUCCCCCGAGGACAGCCGGGCCCAGUUCCUGAUCCCCGCGGGCUCCCUGGGCCGGAACCGCGCCGAGGCGUCGCUGGAGCGGGCGCAGAGCCUCAACCCCAUGGUGGAGGUCAAGGCCGACCCCGAGAGCGUGGAGAGCAAACCCCACGAGUUCUUCACCCAGUUCGACGCG
Molecule: messenger RNA, 546 nt
Organism: Onychostruthus taczanowskii (white-rumped snowfinch)
Lineage: Eukaryota; Metazoa; Chordata; Aves; Passeriformes; Passeridae
Product: SUMO-activating enzyme subunit 1-like
Exons: 3
Biological process (GO): protein sumoylation
Cellular component (GO): cytoplasm; SUMO activating enzyme complex
Molecular function (GO): SUMO activating enzyme activity
Source: RefSeq, a predicted model, not a curated record